Messenger RNA from Protopolystoma xenopodis, 1017 nucleotides. The record is from the annotation of a GenBank genome assembly. NCBI's taxonomy places the organism in Eukaryota, Metazoa, Platyhelminthes, Monogenea, Polystomatidea, Polystomatidae.
CUGCGCUCCUGGCAGAACGCUGUGCACCAUCUGGUGCGUCGCUUGGCGCCCAGUGCUCCGGGCUCCGGUGGUGUUGCCGUUCAGGAGCUCACCACAGGCUCGCAUGUUUCAAGCGCCGAUCGUCUGCACGAAGUUGGCCCGAUUCCCACUCCCUCCGGCCUGAUGCAGACGUCUGUUUACGCUGGCGACAAGGGCGACCUCCUCACCGCCCCACCCGAACGUGGCAACAAAGAUACGGGCUCGAUUCUGGCUAGUCGAAAGUCGGUCUGUGGCCACACCUCGGGCCAGGGGAGUGCGGCAGGCACCGCGACCGGCCAGAUUAAUCGGGUCACAGAUGCUCACGUCCGGCUGAUCGCGGCUCGGGCUCUGGACGGUGCUAUCACGACAGCGAUUGCCUUGCAUCUCCAUCGCCUCGUCUCGACCUCCGAGAUCGGUCGGACGCGGAAGGUCAGUCUGUUCGGCUCAAUCAACGAAGGCUCUGGCGAGUCGACAACCGGUAAGCAGAGCCAGCCGACCGGCCGGCUUAGCCUCGACGAGGCUGUGCUGAUGCCAAUUCGCUUUUGUCUCUCGGCUCUGUUGACUCCAGAGUUGGUCACUCGCGUCUGGACGGAUGGAGUGGAUGUUGAACAGUCCCACCUCGCCUCUUCUCCAUCCCAGGGAAGUGGGUUACUAGCACAAUCACCUAUUCACCGGCACCAAAAUCAGUCGACUGUCAGCUCACCACAAUCUCUGACGCCACAGCAACUUAGCCAACAAAUUGCUCUCACUUGCGUCAGUAUUCUGGCCGGACUGGUGCACAUUCGACCCUCGCUCUUUAUCAACGGACUUAUUAACAAGCCGCAUAUAUCAAACACCUUUUUCGGACUGAUUCAACCAGCCGGAGUGCAACAGACCAGUUUCUUGGCAAGUUCUUGGCUCUUUAUUUCACCUUCACAUUGCUCCUUGCUGACUUGGGCACUUUAUCACAUCCUAAAAUUAGCCUCAAUCAGAGGACAAGAUCAUUAUAAGAUUGCGUAA